AUGGCCUCUACUCAAAUACCAACCGAGCAGUGGGCGCAGGUAGUAGAGAAGAAGGGCGGCCCCGUGUCGUACAAGAAAAUCCCCGUCCCCACCUGCGGACCAGACGAAGUGCUCGUCAACAUCAAAUACAGCGGCGUGUGCCACACCGACCUGCACGCCAUGAUGGGAGACUGGCCCCUACCAACCAAAAUGCCCCUCGUCGGCGGCCACGAAGGAGCCGGCAUUGUUGUCGCGCGCGGUGAGCUCGUAAAGGACAUCGAGAUCGGCGACUACGCCGGCAUCAAGUGGCUCAACGGCUCCUGCGCCGCGUGCUACUACUGCCGACAGGCCGAUGAACCCCUCUGCGGCGAGCCCCAGCUCAGCGGAUAUACCGUGGAUGGGUCGUUCCAGCAGUACUGCAUCGGCAAGGCGGCCCAGGUGGCCCAUAUUCCCAAGGAGUGUAGUCUUGAGGCUAUUGCGCCGAUUCUGUGUGCGGGUUUGACGGUUUAUAAAGCGUUGAAGGAGAGUGGGGCGAGACCGGGGCAGUUUGUUGCGGUUGUGGGGGCGGGCGGCGGGUUGGGGAGUCUCGCGAUACAGUACGGUAAGGCCAUGGGUUUGCAUGUCAUUGCUGUUGAUGGAGGCCAGGAUAAGGGCCAGCAUUGUCUUGACUUGGGUGCCACGGCGUAUGUGGAUUUUACGACUUCGAAGGACUUGGUUUCGGAGGUAAAGCAAGCGAGCGGGGAAGAUGGGUUGGGGCCGCAUGCGGUGCUAGUCUUGGCUGCGAGCGAGAAGCCGUUCCAGCAGGCAAGCGAGUAUGUGAGGAGUCGUGGUACUAUUGUGUGCAUUGGGUUGCCAGCGAAUGCAUACUUGAAGGCGCCUGUGUUUGAUACUGUUACUCGCAUGAUCAAUAUCAAGGGCAGCUAUGUUGGGAACCGGCAGGAUACCGCCGAAGCAAUUGAGUUCUACAGGAGAGGGCUCAUUAAGUCUACCCACAAGACUGUAGGGCUGAGUGAGCUGCAGAGUGUCUUCAAAUUGAUGGAGGAGGGCAAGAUUACCGGACGAUAUGUCGUUGACACGAGCAGAUAG
Messenger RNA from Pseudomassariella vexata, 1065 nucleotides. Its product is annotated as chaperonin 10-like protein. Bases 1 to 1065 code for a protein of 354 amino acids. The record is from RefSeq and is a predicted model, not a curated record. Gene Ontology annotation, molecular function: zinc ion binding; oxidoreductase activity. The transcript is spliced from 3 exons. NCBI's taxonomy places the organism in Eukaryota, Fungi, Ascomycota, Sordariomycetes, Amphisphaeriales, Pseudomassariaceae.